CUUCCGGUCAUAGACAAACGGGAUUCCUACGACGACCCUCAUCCCUCACCAUCGGUUGGCCUUGUAUCUCCUUCACUGCCAUCACACGGUAUUAUCAUCUCGAUAAAUGGUCCCAAUAUGUUAGACGACUGAGACUUUCAAAUUAAGUCUUGUUUUCGUGCUUGUUUCCAACUGUGUUUUCAUCCUUUCUUUGAAUUUCUUGGUGGAUGGAAUUUCUGAAUUUUUCCCUCAACUCCUCAGUUUUAUAUUUAUUAUGUCGGGUACAUUUUAAAGUUGAAAUGUGGUCACAAACAACACUACCAGAACUUAAACAUGACUAACAGACUUCAAUAUUUGUACCUGAGUGUUGUGAUUUUUACGAAUGUGGUUCAAUUUUCCAUUUGUGAAACUCGAGUACAAGUAAAUUCACGGAUACCGGAAGAUUUGUUUCUGCAACCCUUAGCAUCAAGGGCAAAUUCCCCAAAUAAUGGACGUGGUUCUCGUCCAUCAUCAUCCUCAACGUUGCUUGAGCCCAUCAUAAUUCAUCACACGAAGGGGGGCAAGGACAAGGUUGAUGACGACUCGUCCAAUGAGUUGUGUCAGGGGGCGUGCAUUUCGUCCAAAUUGUGUGAACAUCAUGGUGGACAACUGAAAGGAAGUUGUGCCAAAGGAACAACUUGUUGUCAAUUUGAACGGACAUGUGGGGAAAUUUCAAGGGAGAAAGUAUCAUUUUUCCAGUCUCCGAAUUACCCAGUUUUAAUAAAUGAUAGUUUGGACUGCACCUACCAAGUUUAUCCAGAUGAAGAUACUUGUGCAUUAAGGGUAGAGUUCUUGUCUUUUAAAAUUCAUCGAGCUGUACACUACAGCAAGACAGAAAAAUGCAUAUCCGACGCCUUGUUUUUGUUAAACACUGAUCAAGGAGCUAACGAACCUUUAUGCGACAUGGAAAACCAUACUGCAAUUAUUUAUGUGAAGAAAGACGCCAUAAAACCGACCAAAUUUAUUCUGAUAUCGCAGUCUGCAGAAGUCAAGUGGAAUCUAAAAAUUACCCAGAUUAAUUGUAAAAAGAUUUCAGGCUGGCAAAAUGAACCGAAAUGUGGCCGGCAACUCAUGUACGAUUCCGAAUCAGAGAACGACAACGGCAACAACGUCGAUGACGACACGGACGAUUCCGUAUCCAAAGAAUUUUCCAAUGAAAGCCGAAGAGAAAGUUUACAACUGCAACCGCUCAUCGUAAACGGGAAGGACGCCGAGAAGCGAGAAUUUCCUUGGCAGAUAAGCCUCCAGCUAAAAGGAAAAAGCACUCAUCGAUGUGGGGGCUCGAUUUUAAACAAUCGAUUCAUUGUCACGGCUGCUCACUGCGUCAUGAGAAAUGCAUUCGAGUUCAGAAACAAGAUGAAAGUCGUCGUGGGAGAUUACAUGCUCAAUGCAACGGGUGAAGUGGAACACCAAGAGUUCGAGAUUGAAAGCAUCAUUGGACACUUUCACUACAAACCGCACCACUCCCAUGUCAACGAUAUCGCCAUAUUAAAAGUGGCUGGGACGAUUAACUACUCCUCCAACAUUCAACCCGUGUGCUUACCACCCGCAAAUUACUCCACGGACGGAAAGCUUGGCUGGGUUUCGGGAUGGGGGCGACUGAAUGGUUCCGAUCCCAAGGCGACUGCAUCCACUUUACAAAAAUUGCAAGUGUCCAUCAUUGAUGACGAAAAGUGUCGAGCUCUUGUUCAACAGGAAGUUCAAAAAAUUCUUAAGCGGAAUGUAACCGUGACUGAAAUGGAGAUAAUGGCAACGCUUGGACGCAGCAAGACGCAACUUUGUGCUCAGCCAAAACUGAACUCUGCAGUUUGUUUUGGCGAUUCGGGUGGGCCCUUGGUUGUUCAAAUGGAGGAGGAUGGGCGCUACAUGCAGGUGGGAGUGGUGAGCUAUGGACUCGGAAAAUGUGUCACCGAGCGCAAUCCCCCCGCAGCUUACACCAGGAUUACGGAAUUUCUCGACUUUAUCGCAAUUGCUACAGCCGAUACCUGACUGAUACGCUUUUCGUGCAAUGUCCUUCAAAAAAUGACUAAAUUUAAAUUUUGAAAUUAAAAAUUUGAUUUGAGCUAUGUAAAAAUUCUCAUCAACGGUAAUAAUACAACAUUGCAUUUA
Molecule: messenger RNA, 2127 nt
Organism: Folsomia candida
Lineage: Eukaryota; Metazoa; Arthropoda; Collembola; Entomobryomorpha; Isotomidae
Product: transmembrane protease serine 11D-like
Exons: 8
Coding region: 313-2007 (564 amino acids)
Biological process (GO): proteolysis
Molecular function (GO): serine-type endopeptidase activity
Source: RefSeq, a predicted model, not a curated record